Linum tenue is the source of this 1050-nucleotide messenger RNA. NCBI's taxonomy places the organism in Eukaryota, Viridiplantae, Streptophyta, Magnoliopsida, Malpighiales, Linaceae. The record is from the annotation of a GenBank genome assembly.
AUGAAGAAGCUUCGACUCAUAUACAGCGAUCCAGACGCCACCGACUGUUCCAGCGACGAAGAAGAAGAUCAUCAUGAAGGCGAAUUCACUCUGCUUCGUUCUUGUGGCAGUGGCAGUGGCGUCAAGCAGUUCGUUGCAGAGAUUUCCUUCCCUUCAUCAUCGGCCGCGGCAGCAGCAGCAGCAGCAUGUGAAGAGACGGAGGAGGAGAGAUGCAAGUCCAGAAUCCACGGCGGAGUCAAGAAGCGUGCAUUGUCCACCAACAACACCAGCAGUACAUACAAAGGUGUCCGGCGGAGGCCUUGGGGGAAGUAUUCGGCCGAGAUCAGGGAUCCGUUCCGAAAGGCGAGGGUGUGGCUAGGAACUUACAGCACGGCAGAAGAGGCAGCUGCUGCUUACCAGAGGAAAAAGACCGAGUUCGAUCAAGCGCUGGAGAUGAAAUCCAAGACCACUGCCACCCACGAGGAGGAAGGGGCUGUGUCUGAGGAAUCGAAUGGCGGUUCCUUCUCUCACCCAUCUCCAUCGUCAGUGCUUGAUGCGGCCACCAGCAAUGACAAUGUUGUUGAUAAUAAUAGUGAUGGUAACGUGGUGGUGGUGGUGGAUGUGGGAUUGCCCUGGAAGCAAGUGGAGUCUGAGAAUGAGGUGCUAAUGAUCGAACCAGAGACAUAUAUCACGAGACCGAUGGAUGUCGACGAUGAGGAUGAUUAUGACGAUGAUGAUUAUGAAGACGAGUACGAGGAUAAUGACAAUGACGAUUGUUGUUUGAGUUACGAGGAUGACGAAAUGCGACCAAUUGAUGAGAUGAUGCCGCCGACUAGUGACGAGGAGAUUGUGAUGGGGAGUGAAGGGUAUGAUUACUGCUGCUAUGAGUUUGGGAGCAAUUUUGGGAUGAUGUUUGAUGAUAUAGUAGGAGUAGGGGAGUUUGUGUUCCCAGGUGAUGAUGAGGAGUUGAAAUUCCUUCCAAUAUUAGAUGGUUUAGGAGGAGGAUUAAUGGAUCUUCCUAACAUUGAGCUAGAGGGUAUUGAUAUUGUUCAGCAGGCUCUCAAUUUUUGA